AAUAGAAAUUGCGUUAUUAUUAUUAAAUCAUGUUCGGCUAAAACAAUACUAAUGUUCUGUAAAUUAAUUGCUAUGGACACUAUGAGUUCCAAAUGAUAGACUAUUUCUAGAUGUUGAAGAUCAUGUUAAUCUGUUACCGUAAUAUGUGAGGCGCUAAAACAUAGACGAAACCAUGUUACUCCUACGCACCCUCCGUUUCGUUUGGGUAGCUGGCCGUGAUGGAUUUGAAAGGGUAGCGCGUUGUUUUGCGGAGUAGAAAAGCAGUGGGUUUGCAUCCCUUCCCCCUUUUGACACAUCCCUCUGUGAAGAAACCGCUGCCGCUGCGCUGAUUUCAUUGGGAGGCAUCGCCAGUUAUGUCUCUUUUUCUUAUAGGACACUGGGCUUGAGGGACAGCUUUCAGCCAUUUUAUCACCGGUGACUAAAGUUUCGUUGUCUGGUUGUUUUUUUUUUUUUUUUGCCUUCUCGAUUUUUGGACAAUGCUUUUAUAAAGUACAAAAGUUUUUUAUGUUUUUUUCCUUUUUAAAAAAAGUCGACGCGCGAGAGCUGGAAUAGUGCCUUUUAUUGUGGCGAGCUCCUUUUUUCCAGCAUGUGCUGCAUGUGACGGUAGUGAUGCGAAGCAUGGGACAGGCUGUGCACACAGGUGAAUAGCUGCACUGCCCCAUCGUAGGAGAUGACAGAUGGACGGAAGGUCGGACCCCCCUGUGCCGCAGUCCAGCAUGGACCAGAGCUUCAGCUUCAGCUCUCUGAAGAAGCUGGCCGCGGAACCGGAUCACACCGACGUCACGCUGUCUGCGGCCGAGCGAGUCCGUGCCCUAAGCAAGAUGGGCUGCAACAUCGAGAUCAACGAGGACAUCACCCCGCGGCGGUACUUCCGUUCCGGUGUGGAGAUGGAGCGCAUGGCCGCCGUCUACCUCGAGGAGGGGAGCCUGGAGAACGCAUUCGUGCUCUACAACAAGUUCAUCACGCUGUUUGUGGAGAAGCUUCCCAGCCAUCGGGACUACCAGCAGUGCAGUGUUCCUGAGAAGCAGGUCAUCAUGAAGAAACUGCAGGACGUGGCAUUUCCACGGAAAGACCAGCUGAAGAAGCUUCUCCAUGAGAAGUACAACAGAGAACACAUGGAGUACGUGAAGAGUCAGCACGUCUGCGCCCAGAGCCAGGCCGCAGAGGUCUGCGACCAGCAGCUGCAGAGGCUGUCGCUCCUGGAGGAGGAGCGGCAGCGCGUGGCCCAGCUGCGCAGGAUGCAGAUUGAGUCCGAGCAGUUCCGCUACUUCGAGGACCAGCUGCGUCGCCAGGAGUUGGCCAACCGGAAGGACGGGGCUGCCCUCAAAGUGCAAGAUCAGACGGACGGGACGUGUCUGUCCCGCACGCCGAAGAACCACGUCAGCCUCGGGUCCAAUCGCAGCAAGCAGGCCGUCCCCAUCAACAAGCCAACCUCAACUCUGGGUGCAGUACAGAACCAGAGAGUGGAUGGCUUGAGACGGGUGGUGAUCUCGCGAGAUCUCACUUACAAGUUUCUGCUGCUCGCGGAUGGAAACACGGCCAGAGGAAUCGAGACGUGCGGAGUCCUCUGCGGAAGACUAACCCACAAUGAGUUCGUCCUCACCCACGUGAUCAUUCCCAAGCAAACCGCCGGCCCAGACUACUGCGACAUGGAGAACGUGGAGGAGCUCUUCAGCUUCCAGGACCAACACGGGCUGCUGACGCUGGGCUGGAUCCACACACACCCGACACAGACGGCAUUCCUCUCCAGCGUGGAUCUUCACACACACUGCUCGUACCAGCUGAUGCUCCCGGAGGCCAUUGCCAUAGUCUGUGCUCCCAAGCACAACGACACCGGAGUCUUCAGGCUGACCAGCCCUGGAAUGGCGGAGGUGGGGAACUGCAGGAUGAAGGGCUUCCACCCUCACUCGAAGGACCCCCCGCUGUUCAGCAUCUGUAAGCACGUUGUGGUGAAAGACACCAAAACAAUGGUCCUAGAUCUCAGGUGACAGCGACGAGAGCCUCGCACAGUGGCCCCCAGCCCCCCACAUACACAAACAAGUUUCUAUUUACAUCGUUGUUUACUUGAAGGUUUUUGUAUUUAUUUAUUUUCUAAGAGGUACUGUGAAUCGAUAUCGCUUUACCGCGCAGAGCAUCAUGGGUGCUCUUUGUCGCGGAGUCAUUCCGACGGUGUUGCUUCUGCUGGUCUUUUAACUCGAUGUCAGCUUUGUUCUCAGUGGCUUCUGCUAUCGGCUAAAAUGAAGUGCGGUCAGACACAACUUGAUAAUCCUACUAACUUUCGGGACAAAACAAUGACGUGAAGUCCUUCAGGUAAAACAAAAUGAUGUAGAGCUAGCGGACACACCCCUUCGGGAACGAGAGUGCGCUGAAAUAACGGGCACAUUAAGGAAUCCUUCCUGCUGGGAUGUCAGACACCACACCGAAGACGUGAGAAGGUUCCGGUACGAAUUUUAACGCAAAGUCCUCCUGUGUGGUUAUAGCAAUAGAUACAGUAAAUAUAUACACAGGUCAAGCACUGUACAGAAAAAGCUAAAUAUAUCGUAAGCCAUGGAUAAAUCGAUAUAAAAAGGUUUUAUAUUGUUUUAAUACCUUGAGUGGUUUAACAAAUUAAACUAAGUGUCUGGUUAGCCACACACCAUGGCAACGGAUUUCAAAAAAAGCAUAGCUGACAAGUGUUGACCUUGUUUUUUUUUUGUUUUGUUUUACCCUGGAUUGAUUGGAUAACCUACGUUUGCCUUGAGGGUGGUUUGUUUACGGUAGACAGACUAAACCAAAGUGCUCAGAAUGUAACUCGAAAAAAAAAAACACGAAACGCCUUACAGGGGCGGAGCUCCUGCCAUCGACGGAAAGGCCUUGACGAGACAACGCUCAGGUAUCCAAGCUCGUCCUGCAUCGCGACACGACGACCGGUCUCGCCCCAGGCGGAGAAACAGCCAGCCACGUUCAUGCACUUAGCAUGUUAGAACAAUGUUAGAGAUAAUCUGCCAAAACCACGCUCUGUCUGAGAGGUUUAAAAACAAACAAAAGACGCUCCUGUUUUUUUUAUUAUUGUUUACGUGCCGUGACGUUAAGGUGGCUUCAUACAGUCCCAGUGGCGUUGCACAUUGUUGUGGCAUUAUGUGACGGUGGACAAUUGAAGACAGUAUUUUGAAUAUCUGAUUUUUGUUCAUCUGCUGUUUUAAUAAAGAACUUACCCUUUAUAAGCUG
Messenger RNA from Brienomyrus brachyistius, 3207 nucleotides. Its product is annotated as AMSH-like protease. The record is from RefSeq and is a predicted model, not a curated record. Gene Ontology annotation, cellular component: membrane; endosome. NCBI's taxonomy places the organism in Eukaryota, Metazoa, Chordata, Actinopteri, Osteoglossiformes, Mormyridae. Bases 678 to 1988 code for a protein of 436 amino acids. The transcript is spliced from 11 exons. Gene Ontology annotation, biological process: protein K63-linked deubiquitination. Gene Ontology annotation, molecular function: K63-linked deubiquitinase activity; metal-dependent deubiquitinase activity; protein binding.